AUGCCUCCGAGUCCCCAUCUGUCUUCAACGCCGUCAGAUAUAGCCGCCCACAAGCGGAACGCCCAAAGAAAGGCCCAGGUGGCAAGUCAAGAUUCCACUGGCAAAAAAACCGGCAAUACAGAAGAGAAACCACUGCAGCGGUCAUCCAAAGUAAAGGCCUUAGAGCGAAAAAUCUGGAAUGAGACAACGACCAAUACUCGUAAGCGCGCACCCACAGUAACUGCGCUACAAUCAGUACCAGCCGCCAAGUUAGCGCGAAAGAAUGAGACAACGACCAAUACUCGUAAGCGCGCACCCACAGUAACUGCGCUACAAUCAGUACCAGCCGCCAAGUUAGCGCGAAAGACACCUGCAGAAAAGUUAGACAAUGUCAACGGUCAUGGUCAAAGUCAAGGCCGCGAUAAGAAAAACAGCAAGCUGCCAAAGUCAGUCGCAGUGUCAAUCGAAGAUAACGACUCUGUCAGUGAAUACGGAGAGAGUGAUCAUGACACCGACAAAUCGGACGAUAAUGCGGAGGUUCCAGAAGACGAUGAUGAGGACUUAGUACCCUCCCAGAAGGAACUGAUUAAAGAGUCUACUCAGCCGAUAGCUCGAUCAACCCUCAAGGCUCAGAAUACUCGGAUUCAGCAGGUGUUGAAGACUGCCGUCUUUGAACUCAAGAAAGCCUCUAUCUUCGACAACGCAUUUCCCAACAUCACUCAGAAGCGCAAGAUGGCUCUCGAUGCAGUUUAUAAUGCUGCCGGGAAGCAUAAGGAAUAUGCGAUAGCAAAGAGGAUCAAGCAUGACUUUGAUUAUGCGGUGGCUCUCGCUGGAGUGCCGGAGGGACGGCUUAGUUCCUUCCGUACUAAUCUCAAGAAACUCGCGCAUCAAAUUGUGGUCUCUCGUUUUGGACUCAAGAAAGGCUGCGGUGACGAGGUAGACGACCUCAUCAAGGGUCACAAGUAUAUUUUCCCAACCGACGCCAAGGGUAAGGUCCUUGGGGACCAACCGUUUUGUGACGAGUCUAUGGUUGACUCCAUCCGUUUAUCUUUUUUCGAUGGUGAGAACUCAAUUGGUGUCCAGUCCUGUGACGAUUUUGUCUCGGUCUUGGAUGGAAACAACGAGCCCGAGCUACCUGUUGCUAUGGUGUGUUUGAUUGCAACGCUUAUUUACUCGAUAUUGAAGGAUUGGAGCAGCGGGAACCCACCCUCAGGCGCACAAGUCAAAUCAUUCAAUUCCUCCUUCCACAUCAGUGUUUACAACGCUCACCAAGCGACUCUCACACGCAUCUUUAACGGUAGUCGAAAGAAGUACCAUGUACUGAUGGCGCGUCUCUACAAGGCAGUCAGUGCAGUAGAAAGCUCAGAGCCCGCUGGUUCAUUGGACGCCGCUUGUGAUUACCUUGAUCUUGAUGCAAUGGGUGAAGAUUAA
Suillus fuscotomentosus is the source of this 1410-nucleotide messenger RNA. RefSeq lists its product as uncharacterized. The coding region runs from base 1 to 1410 and encodes 469 amino acids. Lineage: Eukaryota; Fungi; Basidiomycota; Agaricomycetes; Boletales; Suillaceae. The transcript is spliced from 9 exons. The record is from RefSeq and is a predicted model, not a curated record.